Colletotrichum karsti is the source of this 1092-nucleotide messenger RNA. RefSeq lists its product as uncharacterized. Gene Ontology annotation, molecular function: alpha-1,3-mannosyltransferase activity. NCBI's taxonomy places the organism in Eukaryota, Fungi, Ascomycota, Sordariomycetes, Glomerellales, Glomerellaceae. Gene Ontology annotation, biological process: protein O-linked glycosylation. Gene Ontology annotation, cellular component: Golgi apparatus. Bases 1 to 1092 code for a protein of 363 amino acids. The transcript has a single exon. The record is from RefSeq and is a predicted model, not a curated record.
AUGUUCCCUUAUCUCGAACACUCGCCAAAGAAUCCCAGCAGCAAGACGCCGCUGAGCGACCUUCGCGCUUCCAUAGCCCCCGGAUCUCGUGGCAUCGUCAUUCCAGCGGGGAAAAGUACCAAGAGAUAUGCCACUCAUCUCAUCGGCUCUCUUCAGGAGAUUCUUCAGAGCAAUCUGACAAUCCAGAUUGUUUAUGCCGGAGAUGACGACUUGCCCGCCGCAGACCGCGAACGGUUGCACGCCCGGUUUCGCAAUGUCGAAUUUUUGGACAUGCUCACGCUCAUCGACGACACCACCGUUAAGCUUGUCAACGGAGGCUGGGCUAUCAAGGCAUUCGCUGCUCUCUACGCGCCGUUUGAAGAAGUUAUAUUGCUGGAUGCGGAUUCGGUCUUCGUCCAGAGACCGGAGACAUUGUUCAUGGAUCCCUCCUACGUCACGUCAGGGGUUCUACUCUUUCACGAUCGUCUUCUUUGGCAACAUUAUUUUUCUGAGCGACAUGACUGGUGGAAGUCGCAAAUUCAUGAGCCGAGCGCAACUCUCAACAAAUCGCUCGUAUGGACGGAGGAUUUCGCUGAGGAGGGCGACUCCGGUGUCGUUGUUAUCGACAAGUCACGUGUGGAUGUGCUGAUGGGACUUUUGCACGUCGCUUGGCAGAACACGCAUGCUGUGCGAGAGGAGGUCACUUACAAGAUGACGUACGGUGAUAAAGAAACCUGGUGGUUCGGAUUUGAGCUUAGCGGAGCGACGUACUCUUUCGAAAAGCACUAUGGCGCGAUGGUUGGUUGGCUCCGUGACACGAUGGAGGACUCUGUGGUGAGGAUCUGCAGCUUCGUCAUCGGGCACGUCGACGUGAGGGACGAGCUGAUCUGGUAUAACGGAGGGCUCCUGAAGAACAAGAAGGUCGACAAACACGAGUUCGGUCUUCCAACACAUACGAUGGUGGAUGGGACUUGGGAGAAGGGCGCGGACCGGACGGAGAUGAGCUGCAUGGUCGGGAGUAAUGCGAAACCACUGACGCAGGACAUGCAGUGGAUUUUGAAGACAUCAAUAGACUUGGCGAAGAAGCUAGAUGAUGAGUUUGGUUUUGUUUAG